UCCUUUCUCCCUCCACCUACUCCCCACCUCCUUCCUCCUGGAGUUGCGUGUGCUACUUCCGCCCUUCAUUGCAAUCAUGGUCCGAAACUUGCUCAGGCUCUUGUUACUGGCUCCAGGAGGGGUUGUUUCAUGGAUACCGGCGUUGUCCGCUCAUCCGGCAGUCACCACCACCACGAUGCGCGCGGUUGGCUGUUCCUCGCCUCAGCAUGGUCCACGCUCUGCCCCCCUCGCCAGCAGCAGCAGCAGCAGCAGCAGGAGCGAGGUUCUGAGGGAGCUGGGGCGUUAUGCGGCAGGGGCUGGGGUCCUUUCCCUGGCCGGGGCGUGCGGAAGCCCCCUCCCAGCGCUCGCAGACAAUGCUUUGGCGGCUACGAAGAAAUCGUACUUCCGCUACGUGCCUCGCAUCUUGGACGCCAUGGCGUGGUACGAGGGAGACCUUCAGCAGGCCAUCGCUGAGGAAGACUGGCCAAAGGUGCUGGCGUACUUCGAGGUCGUAAACACCGCUAGGAGCGACUCGUCUCGGCCUGCCAUGUACCAAUCCUCCUCGAGCCGCAUGCAGAGGGAGCUCUUCAGCCCGCUCUCGGUGUGGGCGCAGUCGAUGAGCAUCAAGGGGACCGGGCAACUCCGGGCAUUGUUGUCCCAGGAGGAGAAGUUGGAGCAAGCUAUGGCCAGUCUUGAGAAAGCGGCCAGCGGGAAGGGACUGAAGGAAGGGGAGAGCCAAGGCCAGGCGGCAAUAGCUGCGUGGGAGGCGGGAAGAGACGCGCUUCAGGAGUAUGUGGAAGUCGCGAACAAGGGGAUGGUUCGCUCGUUGAGGAAGAUCGACACACCGUUUUCGACGUAAAUAGUACGGGUUGAGAACCCUCCUUCAUCUGCGGUCGGAGAAAGGGACGUUGCACGGACCCAGCCAGCAAAAGUAGCCAACCUGGCAACCAGAUGAAUCUUGCAGCCUACAGUCGAGUUGUAUGUCGGCCUGAUCUGGCCCUUGUCCUCUUGCUGAAGGUUGCUAGCCUUUUUUUGUUGUUGGCCGCAAAGCGCGCCGCAUCUUCGGGACUUUGGUGGGGGAGAAGCUGAGGCCAAGCCUUUCAAGAGGUUGUUGCUUGAACCUUUGGGGACCCUGUCUUGUCGAUGUUGGGUUGCCCGGAAGGGGAAACGAAGAUCAGGUACCCUCACUCAAAGGACGGUGCUUUUGUGGCCUAAUUUGGCGCGUGUGUCCGUCACGUCCUACUGCCAUAUGGUGUGCGUACCUUCUCGCGUGGACCUUUUGGCGAUUGCUUUCAUGGUAGGGCCCAAAUCCUGUCCCGGAAUAUUUCGUUUGUACCAGCAUAGUUCUCAUCGCGCAAGGAGGUAAGAAAACUUUGUUGCAGGUCUUCGUGGCCUACAUUCUAGAUAAAUUACAACAGCAAUUUCCCGCCUUGAAAUUUAGUGCUUUGAAGAAGCAGGCUCGAUAGCAAUAAAGCAGGACCCUGUGGCUUGGCCCACUUUUUGACCCUCCUCGAUGACUUUCUCGAGGCUGUAGUUGCUUCGCUUCCUCUGCGAGCUGGGCAUCAAGCAUGGUGCACCGCCCCAGGAUGUGUUGUGCAUUACUAGAAUCAAGACUCGUGUUCUUACCUACGGAGAUAUUUAUCUCCAUGUGGCGGCGCCCCCCGGAGCAAGUGCUUUUUCCGCUGCCAGGUGCUCCUUUGACGUGGUCGGUGUCAGUCGCCGGGAGGAGCUCAAAGGGAUGUGUGUAACAGGAACAGUGCUGUUUGUGCUCCUUCUUGCGGGUGGUCUUGAGCCAAUCGGGCCUCGUGGGCGGUGCAUGUCAGGUGUUCCGCCGGCUUCAGCCCGUCGCAUUUCUUGGUAGGGAAGGAUGACAUGUGGGCGUAUUAACGUACCACGUGAAAAGAGUGGAAGCUCGGUAUGACUUGUUCUUGUCUUCGGUGGCCGGGGAAGAAGUGUGUGAGCGGGACUGCUCGUACCGGGGGGCAAUAGAAGGACUCGUUUGCUCGGCUACACAGAGAGGGGGGCCGUUGGUCAUCGCCAUUCGACAGUCGAAAC
Molecule: messenger RNA, 2034 nt
Organism: Ectocarpus sp. CCAP 1310/34
Lineage: Eukaryota; Phaeophyceae; Ectocarpales; Ectocarpaceae
Source: the annotation of a GenBank genome assembly